AUGGAAGAUCUCUUCAGAUCGGAGUUGAGGCACGACGACUGGGGUGAUGUUCAUGACGUUUGGUCUUGCACGAUCACAAACCCGGAAGACUACAGCUUCGGGGUAGAAAUUGAGCUAGUUGCAAUCCCGAAAACUGUUUACGAUUCAAAUAGCAACGACUUUUUGAACGCGGAUGUCGUAUACUGGCGACGUCGGCUCGCUGAUCGGAUGAACAGCAAGAAAUACUUACACGCGGUUACAAGCCGGCGCCCUAGAGAUUAUGAUCGAUGGUACAUCAUGAACGAUGCCUCACUUCGAUUUCAGCCGCGCAACUACCAGGUCGCGCUUGAAGCUGUAUCUCCAGUAAUGAUGCAAUUUCAGGAGCUCAAAAAACAGAUAGACCUCUUCUGGGAAGCAACGACGGAACUCUUUGACAUCGAAACGAAUACUAGUUGCGGGACGCAUGUCCAUGUUGCUCCGCGCGACCAUGGCUAUACACUAGAAGAGUUGAGAAGGCUCGCAUAUGCCGUGGCUACGGAGGAGAAGUUCGUUCUGCAGAUACUUCCACAAGAACGAAUCGACAACCACUACUGUCGCCCGUGUUCCUUUCGCUCGGAAGAGCUGAGACUGGAUUUGCAAGAAGGCGAGGAGGACGACAUUGAGCAUCCGUCGUGUUACGUCGCAGAACGUCUUCGAGGAAUACGAAAUGAAAGUGAAUUGAUUGACUACAUGCAGUCGAACAACCGAUACGUACUGUGGAACCUCAAAAACACGCAGUCUCAGUCCGGUACAGUCGAAUUUCGAGGUGGUAGACACAUGCGAGGCCCUGUGCGGACCAAGAGAUGGAUUGCAUUCACUGUAGCAUUCGUCAACAAGGCGAUCGAAUGUAGUGGCAUGUAUGACAGGACCGUCGAGUCAGAUAUGGAUGAAUGGUGGCAAAACAUCCGGUCUCGUGCUGAGGAGAUGAGGAUGCAUGAGUUCCUGCCGGGGAGUUGGCAGAGGAUGCGGGAUAUAGUUAGAUGA
Messenger RNA from Fusarium vanettenii 77-13-4, 1002 nucleotides. RefSeq lists its product as uncharacterized. The record is from RefSeq and is a predicted model, not a curated record. Lineage: Eukaryota; Fungi; Ascomycota; Sordariomycetes; Hypocreales; Nectriaceae. The transcript is spliced from 3 exons. The coding region runs from base 1 to 1002 and encodes 333 amino acids.